Messenger RNA from Pocillopora meandrina, 1792 nucleotides. The record is from the annotation of a GenBank genome assembly. NCBI's taxonomy places the organism in Eukaryota, Metazoa, Cnidaria, Anthozoa, Scleractinia, Pocilloporidae.
AUGGCUGAGUGGCAUAUUUAUGCAUCUGGUCCAAACAAAGUGCUCGGUUCCAAGAAGUACUGGAGCGACAAUGGCACUUCUGGAGGCCGAAGCAAUGUCAAAACAGCAAUUAAACACGCAACAGAUUACACAAAGAAAUCUGAUUUGCUGACAUACCUCGGUGCGUGGAUGCCGCAAGAUAACGCAAAUGGUUCGAUAACGGAAUCAGAAGCCAUCAACUUCGCACGGUUCUUUGUUGCCGAGCUGGGCAAAGUCAACAUACCAUGGUCUUUGAACGCCCUGGAUAACUACUAUAACACUAAAAACAAGACAUGGUUGACAGGGGACCAGGAGAUCCAAAAGAGAAAAUUGAAUAUGUCCAUGAUUUUGGACAAUAUUCGUGAACUAAUGCCACAAAUUCUGAGAACAUACUGUAGACGAAUCUAGAUUAGCAAUCGUCUGCACAUCAAACGCAACUCAGAUAAUUUCAGUCACUACAACACGACUGUAACUAGAAUAAGGUCAAAUACAUUGAAAACCAAAUUCAGAGGAAACUAAUACUGCAUCCUUCUGUUCUGUGGUCUCGAGUUUGGUUAGAUCCUGUAUGGCAAUCCUCGUCAAUUACAAAAUCGGCAUCAUCGAUCAUUUGGGUUGAGAAACCAUGACAGAGCAUAGACCUGCUCUGACUGUGGGGUGCUGAGCCGGAUGGAUAAAGUACCCAUUCGUUAUGAGAUUUUCGUUAUUUUUGCUUAGAUUCCUUUCGCAUUAAAAUGCAUAUGAAUAAGAAAGGGAUCAGUUUUCAUCCUAUGCUUCACUUGAGAUGGUCGAUUUUAGCUCCACUACUUAGUAUGCAAAAUAAACGGAAAAACCAUUACGUUUAUUUGGCAGUUUGGGCCGAGCCCCCGGCACCUUAUUACAUAUGAUUACACUACCGUACCAUACAGAGCCGGGAACUUUGACAACGUUGUAGCAUGUUACAACUUUAGAUCUUACGGUUCUAUGCGAGUGAAAAGAGUAACACUGUAAAAGAAAGAGUAGUACUAAGCGACAGAAAUAGUUAUUACCUCAACGAAGGCAAGAAAAAAACCUGCCGGAAAAAUCCUCUAGGAACCAUGGCUCACGCUCUGAAUAACCCAUUCCACGAAGGCCACACUGCUAAAACAGAAAUGAAAGAAUUUACUACUACGUACACUAUGGUCUAGAGUGGUCUCUCACGAGACAAACCUGUCUUACCUAACUCUCAUCAUAUCCCAUGAUGCACUGACCAGGCACGGUCCUUACUGCUCUCGUGCCGCAGAAAUAUUUAAUUUCCGGCCGAUUCAAAUUCAACGCCGGAAAUGACCAUAUCGUCGUACGUGAAUUCUAUUUCCCAAUAGAGUAAAUAGAUCCCUUUUUGUAGGGUGGUGACACUUCCAAGUGUUCUAAGCCACAGUCGGACAGAAGCUUUUGAAGUUUAGGUUCAAUUUCGUGUCCUGUUAAAUUUUUCCGACAAAGGAACGGCUCAAUUAAGGCUAGGUAGUCCCGAGGUAGAUCCUAGCAUAUUGACUGGUCAGUAUUUUGUCAUACGGACCGUCUCCACGGAAACGGUAAUAAGCCGUGUAUUUUUGUUUUCGAAAACCAGCAAAUUUAGUAAACAACUUUGGUCCGAAUGCUAGCUCUAGCCGUUCUGGGGGAAUAUUGGCCCUCGGUCGUUUUUGUACGGGUUAAAAUUCUCCAGCGCGCGCUCGGUUAGUCAGGAGUAAUAUUCUGCAUUCAUUUGUCUAACUUUGGUAGCUUGCCAAUUCUACCGACAAGCUCUCAAAGGAUAAUUUGA